Taeniopygia guttata (zebra finch) is the source of this 2273-nucleotide messenger RNA. Lineage: Eukaryota; Metazoa; Chordata; Aves; Passeriformes; Estrildidae. The record is from RefSeq and is a predicted model, not a curated record.
AGCCCGGCCCCGCGGGGACCCCGCAAAGAGCUGCUGCGCCGCCACAGCUCCUCCUCGGGCCCCCCCAGCCCCCGGCAGCGCCUGAGCCGCAAAGCGGCGUCGUCAGCGAACCUGCUGCAGGGCAGCCCCGAGAGCCGCCCGAAGGAGCCGACCCUGAGCCCAGCCUCCCGCCGUGGCAAUUACAACCUGGAGGGGGUGUCGGUGAAGAUGUUCCUGCGGGGCCGCCCCAUCACCAUGUACGUGCCCUCGGGGCUGGGCCCCCUGCGCGCCGAGCUGCCCCCGGAGCGCCUGCAGCUCGACUGGGUUUACGGGUACCGGGGCCGGGACUCGCGCUCCAACCUGCACGUGCUGGGCUCGGGGGAGCUCGUUUACUUCAUCGCCUGCGUGGUGGUGCUGCUGCAGCUGCCAGCGCGGCGCCAGCGCCACUACCUGCGCCACAGCGACUGCGUCAGGUGCCUGGCCGUGCACCCCGACCGGCUCCGCGUGGCCACCGGGCAGGCGGCCGGAGUGGACAAGGACGGCAAGCCCCUGCAGCCCAUCGUGUACAUCUGGGAUUCGGCCACGCUCCAGACCCUGCAGCAGAUCGGCCUCGGCUCCUUCGAGCGCGGCGUGGGCUCGCUGGCCUUCUCCACGGCUGACCAGGGCGCAUUCCUGUGCGUGGUCGAUGACUCCAACGAGCACAUGAUGUCGGUGUGGGACUGCGCCCGCGGCACCAAGCAGGCCGAGGUCAAGAGCACCAACGAGUCGGUGCUGACGGUGGAGUUCAACCCCCGCGACAGCAGCAGCAUCGUCAGCAGCGGCAAAUCCCACGUCUUCUUCUGGAGCUGGAGCGGCGGCGCGCUCACCAAGAAACACGGCAUCUUCGGGAAAUACAAGAAGCCCAAGUUCAUCCAGUGCUUCAUCUUCGAUGCCGCCGGGGCGCUGCUGACCGGGGACUCGGAGGGGAACAUCCUCACCUGGACCCGCACCCCGGGGAAGGGGGGAAAAGAGAUGUACCAGAUCGGGCAGCAGACACGGGCCCACGAGGGCAGCGUGUUCGCGCUCUGCCGCCGCCGCGACGGGACCGUGCUCAGCGGGGGCGGGAAGGACCGCAGGGUGCUCAGCUGGAGCCCCACGCUGGAGCUGCUGCACGAGGUUGAGCUCCCCGAGAGCUUCGGCGCCGUCCGCACGAUCGCGGAGGGUCCCGGGGAGGAGCUGCUGGUCGGGACCACGCGGAAUGCGCUGCUCCGGGGCACGCUGGGCUCCGGCUUCACCCCCAUCGUCCAGGGUCACACGGACGAGGUUUGGGGUCUGGCCACGCACCCCAACUGCUGCCGCUUCCUCACCUGCGGCCACGACCGCCAGCUCUGCCUGUGGGACGGCCGCGAGCACGCGCUGGCCUGGAGCCUGGCGCUGGAGGACACCGGGCUCUGCGCCGACUUCCACCCCGGGGGACACGUGGUGGCCGUGGGGCUGCUGAGCGGGCGGUGGCUGGUGCUGGACACGGGCACGCGGCAGCUCCUGGCCGGGGGCUCGGACGGGAACGAGCAGCUCUCGGUGGUUCGCUUCUCACCGGAUGGGACCUUCCUGGCCAUCGGCUCCCACGACAAUUUCAUCUACAUCUACAGCGUGGCCGAGGGCGGCCGCAAGUUCAGCCGCUUCGGCCGCUGCACCGGUCACUCGAGUUUCAUCACCCACCUGGACUGGUCCAAGGACGGGCGGUUCAUCAUGUCCAACUCGGGGGAUUAUGAGAUCCUCUACUGGGACGUGGCCGGGGGCUGCAAAUUGCUGCGGAACCGCUUCGAGAGUCGGGACCGGGAAUGGGCCUCCUACACCUGCGUGCUGGGCUUCCACGUCUUCGGGGUGUGGCCGGACGGCUCGGACGGCACCGACAUCAACUCGCUGUGCCGCUCGCACCACGAGCGCGUGGUGGCCGUGGCCGACGACUUCUGCAAGGUUCACCUGUUCCAGUACCCCUGUGCCCGGCCCAAGGCUCCCAGUCACGUGUACGGCGGGCACGGCAGCCACGUGACCAACGUGCGCUUCACGCACGACGAUGGACACUUGGUGUCGCUGGGCGGGAAGGACACCAGCGUCUUCCAGUGGCGGGUGCUGCCCGGGGACAGCGCCUGAGCCCCGCGCCUUCCUCCUCCUCCUCCUCGCUGCUUCAUCUUCCCCCUUUUCCCCCCUUCUUGGGACCAAAGAGCGGCUCGGGGUUUGGUGAAAAGCCUUCCCCCCCGCCGCGUUUUCGCGCUGCACUGUGAGAGGCGUCAAUAAAAGCCUUGGGGUCAGGG